AUGACCGAAGUCGUCAAUCUAGAAACGCAAAACGAUCCUCAUCCGCCCAAAUCCGCUCUUCGACGACCAGACUCUUCACCUCCGAAGCCUCACGUUCAGGUCGGUUUCGUCGAACCAAGGACUGACUCCACGGUCGAACCGGAAGCGUCUACACAAUCAGAGACAUCUGAUCUGUUGACGACAUCGCCGCUAUGGUCGAGGAAAUUGAUUUUGACGCUGGAUGGUGGUGGUAUAAGGGUGUAUUCUUCGCUUGUUAUUCUGCGGGCGCUGAUGAAAGAGAUCGAAAACAUAGAGAAGAACCUCAAGCCUGAAGCGCUCUCUAGCGCCGCGACCGACCGAAUAUCGCGAAAGGACAUUCCAGAUCAUGUUUUUGGUGAGGGAAAGUACCUGCCAUGCCACUAUUUCGACUACAUCGGAGGUACGAGCACGGGGGGGCUCAUUGCCAUCAUGCUUGGGAUGCUUGGGAUGAGCGUAGAUGAAUGCAUCGAUAAAUUCGAGAAGAAUCAGAGCGUGCCGCAGACCAAGGAGGACUCGCUGCUCUGGGAUUUUUUCAAGAUACACAAGUUCAGCUUCAAUUCGCCCUCUGCUAGCCUACUAGUGCCGCCCAAUUCCGGAAAGUUCAAGAAGGACGCUUUCCAGUGUCAAACACUAGCACUGUGUACGGUUAUGGACAAUCAGGAGGAUAAGCCAAAGCCAAAGCCCUACGCCUUCUGCUCGUACGAGGACUACUCGACUCUACAUGCUCCGCCGUCGAUAGAAGAAGUUGCCGAGGCCAUCACUGCUCGUCGGUCCUCUAAGCCCCGUCUUGGGCAAUAUUUCGACGGAAGCAAACAGCCUGAACUGCGGGAUCCGACAGUCGAAGUCAUGAAGGAAGUCCACGAACUGUUCAGCCUCCAUGACCCAUCUAUUGAACUGAUCCUUAGCUUUGGGUGGGACGACGACCACUCACCGCAACACUUCGUUGAAAGGCUCAGGCGCUCUCGAAAUAGAACGUUGGAGCCCAGCAAUGAGAUGAAACAUACCUACAAAAUGUAUCACAGAUUUGAUAUCCAUCUCGGGAUCUUCAAGAAGCACAUUUUCCGCAAAAUGGAGACUGCCACGACGAAGUGGCUGGAGGAACCUAAACAUAUGGAGGAGAUUCGCACUUACGCAAAUAUCCUUGUCGAGAGACGGCGAGGCCGGGCCCGCACUCCUCGCUGGGAAUCCUUUGCAUUAGGUGUACGCUAUUUCUGUCCCCACGAGGAAUGCAGUUUGAAGGGCCAUGCCCUCGAAAGUCGAGACGACUACUUUGAUCAUCUCAACACGGAGCACGCGCUCAUGAAGAAUAUUAUGAAGUCGAAGCUGGAAAAGUCGCGCCCAGUAAGAAAGGUGCGCUCCUUGAAGUCUAUGGGCAGGGGUGGCAACAGUGCUGAAAUGAAAUCGAGAGAACCCCCUACGAGUGCAGGUCCAGUGGAUCUCGAGGUGGAGUUGGAUAGAGGAAGGAAGUUUCAGUAG
Messenger RNA from Rhinocladiella mackenziei CBS 650.93, 1494 nucleotides. RefSeq lists its product as uncharacterized. Lineage: Eukaryota; Fungi; Ascomycota; Eurotiomycetes; Chaetothyriales; Herpotrichiellaceae. Bases 1 to 1494 code for a protein of 497 amino acids. The transcript is spliced from 2 exons. Gene Ontology annotation, cellular component: membrane. Gene Ontology annotation, biological process: arachidonate metabolic process. The record is from RefSeq and is a predicted model, not a curated record.